Ciona intestinalis (vase tunicate) is the source of this 1542-nucleotide messenger RNA. Its product is annotated as proton-transporting V-type ATPase complex assembly regulator TMEM9-like. Lineage: Eukaryota; Metazoa; Chordata; Ascidiacea; Phlebobranchia; Cionidae. Gene Ontology annotation, cellular component: lysosomal membrane. The record is from RefSeq and is a predicted model, not a curated record.
UUAGCCACAACAGUACAGUAACAGUACAGUAUUGUACGUAGUUCCGUUGUGUUUACGUUUCUGCUGCACUUUAUAUAGCGCUAUUUAUUUUGUUAAGAGUUGUAUAAAGCAUGUACUGCGGAAUUUUAUUAUUCGUAUUGCUAUCCUUUCAAUUACUUGAAAAUACAUCUGCACAAUACGAGGAUAUCAGAUGUAAAUGCACCUGCCUUGCCUAUCACAAAUACAACAUUCCCGCGAAGAUAUACACGAAAAACGUUCUGCAUGAAUAUUGUGACUGCCUUCGAGUUGUCUUGCCAAACUUGAACGGUUCUGCACUCACAGAUGUAGAUAUUGAACCAUAUUGUCUCAGAUGUGGGUGCAAAUAUGAAGUCAGAAGCACAAAAACCAUGCAGGUUGUGGUUUACAUGUUCCUCGUUCUUCUUGGUGUGCUACUCAUAUAUAUGAUCGUGAUGGUGAUCGCUGACCCUAUCAUUAAUCACGUGAAUAGGAAGAAUCGAGCUGCUGGGUUAUUAGAUGAAGAAACUGAGAUGGAAUCAAUUGUUUCUGCACGAGAUUCCGAUCGACCUAGAUCAUCAAGUGUAGGGACGGGGCUCUGGGCAAUCUCAGCCUGUCUUACAAAGGGUAAAUCAAAUGCAAACAAAAUGGAAAAAGCAGCUUCAAGAGCAAAAAUCAAAUGUGUACGACCGACACGAGAUGUUACAAUGAGAAGUAUGAAGGUUUAACAUAAUGUAGCAAAGCCAAGGAUUUCAAAAGUUCUCCUUUGGAACAUGAACUUUUCAUUUUGACCCAUAUAGUAGGUUGGACAAGAUGGUUCAUGUUUAAUUCUCUUUUAUCACCCCAUUUGGAGUGAAGAAAAAAGAUAGAUUACACAGUUAUAUCACUUAUCUUCACAAAUCUAAAACAGGGUUGUUAAUUGGUAAAAAAACAGAUUAGGAAAUAUUGGAUAUUGUGUGGCGUAUAUGGUAUUUAUCUUACCCCACAGUACUAUAUUAAUAUAGGAUAUUCUGGUCCACCGUCGGAUGGAGCCACACUAUGAUUUUAUAUUUUGUGUUUUAAAACUUUAUAUUUUCUCAUUAGAUAUAUCUAUAUUUAAAUUCACUUAUAGUAAGGUUUACCCGUGCCAUACUGUAACAUGAGUGUAUUUUAAUAGGUUACACACUAUAAACCAGAAUAAUGAGAAUUUGCCUCAACUCAUAACUACUGUUGACUUUGCUCUGCAUAAACGCUUUAAAGAUAACCAAAUGUAAAAUGAAAAAUCUGGUUUAGUAUGUAUAGUGUGAUAUAGUCAACUACCAUUAAUUAAACCGUUACAAAUUACUCGUUCUUAUGAAGCGAAACCCCUGAAUUGGACACACAAGAUUUCUGUCACUUUUGAACAGUAUUACUGCACGCGACUAUCUCUAUGUGUCGGUUUUGUGCAAUAUUCUUUGCCCGUUUGUUUUUGUGUGUGUGGUAUUAUCGUAGAUAUUUUUCAUUUAUCUUGUUUUUCGUGCGAGCAAUCGUCUAUGAAAAUCGUUUUUGAAUAAACAGUUGUCGUAUACA